Caenorhabditis bovis is the source of this 1092-nucleotide messenger RNA. The record is from the annotation of a GenBank genome assembly. Lineage: Eukaryota; Metazoa; Nematoda; Chromadorea; Rhabditida; Rhabditidae.
AUGUUGGGACACAAUCAAAAUGUCGCCUAUCAGAUCAACACCUAUUACAACGACAAAGUGCAAACGCGAAAAUCGAAAGUCAGCAAAACCGUCUACCGCGUCGCGAAAGUCGUUCAGGAGCUGCUGAAGGAGGUCGAAGCGCAAGAGCCGCGCUUCAUCUCCACCAUCGCCGAGACGAACGGCCGCUACGAGGGGAUCACCGUCCAUUCGCCGAAUGAGUACGAGGCGAUACUCUAUCUCAAUCAGAUGGGCGUGUUCAAUUUCGUCGACGACGGCUCGAUUCAAGGUUGCGCGGUGCUCAAACUCAGCGACGGCCGCAAACGCUCGAUGUCGCUGUGGGUCGAGUUCAUCACCGCCAGCGGCUAUUUGUCGGCGCGCAAAAUUCGCAAUCGAUUUCAGUCGAUCGUCUCGCAGGUCAUCGAGAAGCCGCCGUUUCGCGACUACUGCAAACUGCUCAACGACAACAGCGACGUUCGGCUGCGCGUCGACGACAAAAUCACCGUGCAGAUCACGUGCGCGUUUCGCUGCAACGGCAUCUGGCCGCGAUCGGCGAGCCAUUGGCCGAUGGCCGGUAGCGGAUGGCCGCCGGCGAUGUUGGCCAACGCGGUGAAAAGCGAGGGAUUCGAUUUGACGAGCCGCGAGACAUCGAUAACCCAACAGACGAAUCCAAACAAGCAGGCGAGCACGAUGGAAGCGGACGCGUGGGCGAUGCGAAUGUCGAGCGCCGAGAAUCUAUUGUUGACCGGCGGCCGUCGGAAGACGUUGAGCAUCCUCAAAUGCCUUCGCGACGCGCAUCUCGAUUUUCCCGGCACACCCGUCACCAAUUAUAUUCUCAAAACGUUGGUGUUGUACGAGUGCGAGAAGCACUGCUCCGAUUACGAUUGGGAGGCGGCGUGCAUCGGCGAUCGGCUAAUAGGCAUCCUCCUCCAACUGGUCAGCUGCCUUCAAUGCCGACGUUGCGCCCACUAUUUCCUUCCACAACUCGAUCUACUACGCGGCAAACCGUCGCACUCGAUCGAGCACAGCGCCCAACUCGCGUGGGGUCUCGUCAGGAAGCUCAUGAUCGAUCCGAUCGCCCUCGAAUCCCUAUAG